Ochotona curzoniae (black-lipped pika) is the source of this 2792-nucleotide messenger RNA. It is a transcript of the gene MASTL, whose product is annotated as microtubule associated serine/threonine kinase like. The record is from RefSeq and is a predicted model, not a curated record. Gene Ontology annotation, cellular component: nucleus. The transcript is spliced from 12 exons. Bases 16 to 2454 code for a protein of 812 amino acids. Gene Ontology annotation, biological process: intracellular signal transduction; peptidyl-serine phosphorylation. Lineage: Eukaryota; Metazoa; Chordata; Mammalia; Lagomorpha; Ochotonidae. Gene Ontology annotation, molecular function: protein serine/threonine kinase activity; ATP binding.
GUCAAAAAAGCAGACAUGAUCAACAAAAACAUGACCCACCAGGUCCAAGCUGAGAGAGAUGCGCUGGCAUUGAGCAAAAGCCCGUUCAUCGUGCAUUUGUAUUACUCGCUGAAUUCUGCAAGCAAUGUCUACCUGGUAAUGGAAUAUCUCAUCGGUGGAGAUGUUAAGUCUCUUCUGCAUAUAUAUGGUUACUUUGAUGAAGACAUGGCUGUGAAGUACAUUUCCGAGGUAGCACUGGCUCUGGACUACCUCCAUAGACAUGGAAUCAUCCACAGGGAUUUGAAACCAGACAAUAUGCUUAUUACUAAUGAGGGUCAUAUUAAACUGACAGACUUUGGCCUCUCCAAAGUGACUCUGAAUAGAGAUAUCAAUAUGAUGGAUAUUCUCACAACACCUUCCAUGGCUAAACCCAGAAAAGAUUAUUCAAGAACGCCAGGACAAGUAUUGUCUCUCAUCAGCUCUUUGGGAUUUUUCACACCGGUUACAGGAAAAAACCAAGACUCCGCAGACACCCUCUCACCACACCUGUCCAGAACACCACCGCUCUCUCACAUGGCAGGCUGUUCCAUGUCUACAGAUCCAAAGGACACAGAUCCUCACCCUAGCAAGAUACUAAAGUCAUGUCUUGACACCCUUGCCUCCAACCCAGGAAUGCCUGUGAAGUGCCUGACUUCUAACCUGUUGCAGUCUAGGAAGAGGCUGGCUACGUCCAGCACCAGUAGUCAGUCCCACACCUUCAUGUCCAGUGUGGAGUCAGAAUGCCACAGCAGCCCCAAAUGGGAAGAUGAUUGCCAGGAAAGUGAGGAGGCAUUGGGCUCUGCAGUGAUGAGUUGGAAUGCAGUUGAAAAGUCAUGUUCAAAAUCUACAAAUGCUACUGGAACCCAAGGUUUGAAUAGAAAGGAACUUGAAUUAGCACUUUCUCCUAUUCAUGGCAGCAGUACCAUUCCUGCUGCUGAAAACUCCUGUGUAAACCCGGACAAGAAAUGCACCUCUGGUGAGGCUUCCUGGGAAGCCAGAGAACCGGAUGUGUAUAAUGUAAACAUGACCUCCGACACAAGGCAGGCUGAUUCCCAGCAGUCGGAUCAGUGGGAUUCUGGUGGUCUCUCUGAAGAACACCUCGGGAAAAGAAGUUUCAAAAGAAAUUUUGAGUUGGUGGACUCCAGUCCUUGUCAGGAAAUCAUACAGAAUAAAAAGAAUUGUAUAGAGUGUAAGCACAGGAAUGAAAUGUUAGAUUUUUAUGCAAAUCAGAGAACAGGCUUAACAACUGAAGUGCAGGACCUGGAACUGUCAACGUGCAGAAGUUGGGAAAAUGACUGUGCCAAUAAGGAGAACAUGGGCAAUUCUUACACUGAUAAGCAACAAACACCAGACAGAUUACCCAUACCGAUGAUAGCAAAGAAUCUGAUGUGUGAACUGGAUGAAGACUGUGAGAAGAAUAGUAAGAAGGACUGCUUAAGCUCCAGUUGUCUCUGCUUGGAUGAUGAUAGGACUUCCAAAAGUAUCUGCAUGGAUUCUGAUUCUUCUUUUCCUGGAAUCUCCAUGAUGGAAAGUUCAUUGGAAAGGCAGUCAUUAGACCCAGACAAAAGCAUCAAAGAAUCCUCUUUUGAAGAAUCAAAUAUUGAAGAUCUACUUCUUGUGACACCAAACUGCCAAGGACAUAAUUUUCCAAAAGGUGAUGAGAAUGCUACCAUUCAGGACAGCAGCCCAAUGAUGCUAGCUCCUCCCUCAGAGGCACUGAAAACUCUCUCUAAAAAGAAUGCUGUCGCUUUUCGAAGUUUCAACAGUCACAUUAACGCAUCCAAUAACUCAGAACCAUCCAAAAUCACUUCUUUAGACACAAUGGAUAUUUCGUGUGCUUACAGUGGUUCCUAUCCCAUGGCUGUAACUCCUACUACUCAGAAAGUGAGAGCCGGUAGGCCGUACCAGACCCCGAACCAGAUUAAGUCGGGAACUCCGUAUCGAACCCCCAAGAGUGUGAGAAGAGGGGCACCCCCAGGGGACGAUGGACGCAUUCUAGGAACCCCAGACUACCUCGCACCUGAGCUGUUACUAGGCUCAGCCCACGGAUUUCAGAAUUCAGGUCCUGCAGUAGACUGGUGGGCACUUGGAGUGUGCCUGUUUGAAUUUCUCACGGGCAUUCCUCCCUUCAAUGACGAAACACCACAGCAGGUGUUCCAGAAUAUUCUCAAAAGAGACAUCCCGUGGCCGGAAGGGGAGGAGAAGCUGUCUGAGCAGGCUCAGAGUGCAGUGGACAUCCUGUUAACCAUCGACAGUUCGAAGAGAGCGGGCAUGAGAGAGCUGAAACUUCAUCCACUCUUCAGUGACGUGGACUGGGAAAAUGUACAGCACCAAGCGAUGCCCUUUGUGCCCCAGCCGGAUGGCGAGACCGACACGUCAUAUUUUGAAGCCAGGAAUACCGCUCAGCAUCUGACUGUGUCUGGGUUUAGCCUCUAGCACAUACUUCUUCCUGAGGCCUCACCUGCGUCACAGAGGCGGCUUACAGCACGUGUGCUCUGCAACACUAGGCUUAUCUCCAUGGGGGAGAGGGAGCAAGGCAUUACUUGGGUCACUGACUUUUAACUCUGUGUUACAGCUUUCACAAAUUUAAACAAACAAAAAAACUAAUAGAAUCAGUAACUUACCUCACUCUCAGAACUGUAUAUAAAUUUUGAAAGCAUUCUUCAUCUUAUUUAUUUUGUUUAUGGCACUUUAUGAAUAGCAUCAAUAAAAUGAGAAUGCCAGCAGCACUGUCUAAGCGAAUGACAAGCUUAGUUUUAUUUUCUCUUCAGUGG